Falco peregrinus (peregrine falcon) is the source of this 1598-nucleotide messenger RNA. RefSeq names its product lysozyme (gene LYZ). The record is from RefSeq and is a predicted model, not a curated record. The transcript has 3 exons. The coding region runs from base 580 to 1287 and encodes 235 amino acids. Lineage: Eukaryota; Metazoa; Chordata; Aves; Falconiformes; Falconidae.
UAGAUGAGGGUUGAUUCAUCGUGGGUGUUAAGGAGGCUGCAUGUGCUUCUUCCUCCCCCAUCACUCCUGCAUGAUGCUCCAUCUCACCUAGUGACUGGCUCCGUGGUCCCCUUGCACCCUGAUCCCUGAUAAACCCAGUAUUGCUCCCAGUGCCUGUGAGAACACACAGUGAGAAGCGUGAUGAGGUUGCUCAUACUGAUACACAAAUGAUGUAUUGCCAGACUUCAGCACUUGACUAGAAAAACUACCUUAGCAGGCCCAGAGGAUAACUAGUAAUUAUGCCGAUUAAAACUUCUCUAUCUCCUAAAGCUAUUUUUGUGAGGUCAUUAGUGGUGAUAGAUUUGUGAUGAGCAGUAACUUGUGCAGUAAGGCCAGGACUUAAUGAUAAAUUCCUAAUAAAUGUGAGUAGCAGAGUUUAGAUAGCCAACUCCCUCUUUGGUAGGUAACGUGACAGAGUUUUAACAAAAUUCUUCUGAGGUAGUGUUACCCUGUCCUAUGGCUUUCCACAUUGUAUAAGAAAUUUGACAAUUCUGGAGUGAUGUUUUAGGUACUGGGAAAUGCCCGUGUACUGAGGAGGCUAUGUUUCUGGUUGCUACAGAGCUGAGGAGCCAAAAGGGGGUGGGAGAAAAGUUAAGAGACAAGCGCAGGAGAGGCUGCAGUCUGGUGUUAAGAGGCUGUGUGCACCACCCUGGGGACAUGGAGUCUUGGCUAGUCCUUGCAUUUUGCAUCUUAUCUGUGGCUGCUCUGGGGAAGGUCCGUGAGAGGUGUGAGCUGGCAGCAGCUGUGAAGCAUCUUGGACCAAAUAACUUUCAGGGACGCAGCCUGGGACUCUGCAAGUCCAGGGGGCACAUGGGGUGGGAAUUUCCAUUUAACAAACUUUUGAGCAGGUAUUUGUGCAGCGAGAAGCUCCACGGGAGCAUGCUUGGCCACAGGAGCAAGGGUAAUCUUUCUUUAUUUUCUGUAUCAGAAUCGUGGAUCUUACAGACCAACAGCUGCUGGUGGUGCAGUGGUGGCAGGACCCCGAGGGCCAAGCACAUGUGCAAUAUCCCCUGCUCAGGUGAGCUGAGUUUCUACAGGUGGUGCUGUGAUGGGCUGCCCUCUCAUAUUCCUGUUGCAAAUAGAUUAGCACAGGUUGGUUACACCUCUAUCUUUAAAAUACAAAGCAGAACAACAUUCAAGCCCACCCUUCCCCCUUUCCGAAGGGAGAUCUGCAGGGCAGUUUUGUGCACAUGGGAGGAAAAGGCUUCUUUACAGCAGGAACCGCGUUCCCCUUUUUGUCCCUCUUAAUGUUUCUAGAGUAAAGAGGUUUCCAUAGAAGCUCUUUAUGAAUUAGAAGUUACACUAACCUCAGGAAAUUUAGUUUUUCCUUGAAGACGGUGAGAGCUUGACCAUUUGCAAAAGUCUGGCCUACGUGCCAGUCUUGCCAACUUGCUUUGUUUUAACAAGAAGAGCUGUAAUACUUCAGAGCUGAGCAGUACUAUCCUGUGAGAUCUAGUUCAUGUAAGGAACGGGGUAGAGAAUUCUUGCUUCCUGGGAGGGGGUUCGCAUGGUGUUCACUGUCGUCUUGUCCACCAGGAGCCCUGGCAACAUGCUUUGGG